Mercurialis annua (annual mercury) is the source of this 776-nucleotide messenger RNA. Its product is annotated as organelle RRM domain-containing protein 2, mitochondrial. NCBI's taxonomy places the organism in Eukaryota, Viridiplantae, Streptophyta, Magnoliopsida, Malpighiales, Euphorbiaceae. Bases 61 to 465 code for a protein of 134 amino acids. The record is from RefSeq and is a predicted model, not a curated record. The transcript is spliced from 3 exons. Gene Ontology annotation, molecular function: RNA binding.
GGAUGUAAAGGGUUUAAUACUUAAACCCCCAAAGAAACUUCAAUUCUUCCAAAAAAACUAAUGGCUUUUGCUUCCAUAAUUCGACGCUCUCUGAUUGGAUCAUCAUCUUCUCCACCUCUCUUUUACAGCACCCUCACUUCUCCUAAGCUUUUCGUCAGCGGCCUCUCAAGGCUAACAACAGACGAGAAGCUUAAAGAGGCAUUUUCUUCUUUUGGACAGCUUCAUGACGCGAAAGUUGUCACGGACAGGGCCUCUGGUAGAUCAAAGGGGUUUGCUUUUGUGACAUUUUCAACCGUAGAGGAAGCUGAGAAAGCUAGGGAAGGAAUGAAUGCCAAAUUUUUGGAUGGAUGGGUUAUUUUUGUAGACCCUGCCAAGCCAAGGGAGCAGAGACCUCCACCGACACUACAACCUGAGACUUCUGAAACUGGUUUCAAAAUCAAUAAGACCGUCGGAUGGUGCGGCUGAUUGUGUUGGAAGUCUUUCUCAGUUUCAAUGUUUAGAGAGAGAGUUUCUGGAAAGCUAUUUAACCAAAUUGGAGAACUCAUUGGAGGAUGUGUUUCACUUAAAGGUAUUAACCUUUCAGGUCCAAAUUUCAUGAUCAUGCGUCUCUAAUUACCUUAAAAUCAUUUACUGUAUAAAUUGUAGCUCAUUUUGAUGUAUGGUAAGGGUUAAGAUCUUUCAUUAUCAAUCACAUGACCCUUUUUAAAAUAUUUAUUAUUAGAGAAAUUUUUAGAUGUCAUUCAUAAACUGAGUUUAUAAUAUGAUUUAAAAUGAUA